Molecule: messenger RNA, 1598 nt
Organism: Esox lucius (northern pike)
Lineage: Eukaryota; Metazoa; Chordata; Actinopteri; Esociformes; Esocidae
Gene: hoga1
Product: 4-hydroxy-2-oxoglutarate aldolase 1
Exons: 8
Coding region: 1-996 (331 amino acids)
Biological process (GO): N-acetylneuraminate catabolic process
Molecular function (GO): N-acetylneuraminate lyase activity; 4-hydroxy-tetrahydrodipicolinate synthase activity
Source: RefSeq, a predicted model, not a curated record
AUGUUUGGGGUCAAAACUCUCCGAGCUGUGCGUAUCUGCCGUGCCUCCGUGCUGUGGAGACCAUCCCAGACCGUAACCAGAACCCAAAGCGUGGCAGCGGGGCCGAGGGUGGAUAUUGGGGGGAUCUACCCGCCCAUUGCCACGCCAUUUACACAGAAUGAAGACGUGGACUAUCAGAAACUUGACGAAAACCUACGGAAGUACGCGAAGAUUCCUUUCAGAGGCCUGGUGGUGCAGGGCUCUAAUGGAGAGUACCCGUACCUGACAGAUGAUGAGAGAGUGGAGGUGGUGAGGAGGGUUAGACUGGCACUGCCCACGUGCCAGCUGGUCCUGGCAGGAUCUGGCUGUGAAUCCACCCGGGCUACAGUGGUGAUGACAGAGAGAAUGGCGAGGGCGGGGGCCGAUAUGGUUCUCGUGGUAACGCCGUGCUUUUACAAGGGCAAGAUGGACAGCAGGGCUCUAGUUCACCACUUCACUCAGGUGGCGGACAGUAGUCCGGUCCCGGUGGUUCUGUACAGCGUUCCUGCUAACACAGGUCUGGACCUGCCUGUUGACGCCGUGUUGAGACUGGCCCAGCAUCCUAACAUACUGGGACUCAAGGACAGUGGGGGAGACAUCACCAGGAUUGGCCUGAUUGUUCACAAAACAAAGGCGCAGGAUUUCCAGGUUCUAGCAGGUUCCGCUGGGUUCCUCAUGGCUGCCUAUUCUGUGGGCUGUGUGGGCGGUGUGUGCGCAUUGGCCAACGUCCUGGGCAAUGAGCUGUGUGACCUGGAGCGGCUGUGUGUUUCGGGGCGCUGGGAUGAUGCCAGAGCUCUGCAGCAGCGCCUCAUAGAGCCCAACGCUGCCGUGACCAGGAAGUUUGGAGUUCCCGCCCUAAAGCAGGCGAUGGAGUGGUUUGGUUACCACGGUGGCGCCUGUCGCUCACCCCUUCAGCCACUCUCAGACGUCGAAUCACAGCAGCUCAGACUUGACUUCUCCACCAAUGGCUGGAUCUGAAGGGGACCAGGGGCGGGACUGAGGAAGUAGACAAGAGGCUGGAGAGUGUGUCUGCUCCAGGAGGACUCGAGACGUUGGAACCCUGCGUCAGGACUACCCAGCCGCACUACUCCUCGCAGCCCCGUUCACACAUCUCCUCGCUGGUGUUAUCGAUCUAGUUUCUACCUGACAACACCUGCCGUCUCUGGCCAUGGUCCACCUGUUCCCAUCAGGACUUUUUGGGCCACUGGUCCUCUGAACGGUCUAAUUACUUUGUGAUGUAAGAAGUGCUUUAUAAAAUAAAAUAGAUUCAUAACAGAAGGCUUCCGUUUGUAGAUCUCACCCAAAGCCUUCCAGUAUCUAACCCAAAGCUUUCCGCUAUGUCAGAGCCCUGUACUUGUAAUGAUGGAUCGAGUGCAACAGGAAAUAAAAGUCCAUGUGAAGAAUUGCAUUUCCUUGCCAAAGAGGAAGACAACCUCCCCAGCCCUGGUCUCUUACUGAUCGUUAACUAUUUUCAAACAGGACGAAGCGGUUCGGUGCGUAAAACUUAACAGCGGCGGUAUAAUUCAGUAAUCUAAUGUCAGGUGAUGCCACGGUGAUGCCACUGCCCAGCAGUAGCCCAG